AUGGCACAGCGCGAGAACAAGAAAAGUGGCUUUCGGGCCAUGUUCGGCAUGCGAUCAGGCAAAGAGCCAAAAGAGCCGGGCACCCGGAAGAAGCUUUCCAAGAAAGGAUCACGAAGCGACAUCCUAGGAGAGUUUAAUUCCACCACAAACGUGGGGAGCGUCAACCGCCAGGACUCUGGCAGCUUUACAAACGAAAGAAGAGACCUCGCGGAAAAUGGAUUUGGUCUACCAAUUCACGAAGAUGUUGCCGGGCUUGCGCCACAUGCAUUGCGCGACUAUCCAUAUGCUGCAGUGGAUGCUCUUGCGGACACAAACAACGCGUAUCUUCAACCGGGGUUGCAAGUAGCCGACUACCGCCGCAACUCAGAGGGACAACCGCAGUAUGCUGCGCCGUUGUAUCAGCCGCACAGCCCAAGAUCGGCAUCAAUACCGCAAUUGCAGAAUGAGAAGACUUUACCAUAUGCACCAGGCAAAGCACAGCGUUCGAAACUUAGCAAGGCACAUCGAGCGCCCUCGGCAUCUGCAAGACCCGAUGACAUUCUUGACAAGGAUACUGGAGAAAGAAAAGACCUUACCGAAAUGAUGCACGCCUUCACGUACGUCGAUGGCGUGGAUACGAUUGAAGAGGAACAAGAUGACGAAUCUAUACUCUAUGAUCCUUCGCGCCCCGACGGAACAGCGACACUCGCUAAUGUAUCUCCUGAGAUGUGGCUACAUAUUGCUGACUUUCUAUCACCAUUGGAUGUAGCCAAUUUAUCUUCAACUUGUAGGACCAUGCCUCAUCGGUUGGACUUCCUGCUGGCCAUGGACCCUAAAAUGCCGCGUCACCUAUUCUGCUUCCCCUGUGCACAAUGGCACCUACGUAUUCAGCCCGGUUUUGAAUCCCUCAAACCCCAGAACGUCCUCAAUCCACUUUUCGAAUGUCCCAAUCGAACAAACAUCCACGUUCCACCACCACGCAUUCGAAUUAGUGAUGGCCGCACAUUGCCAUUCGCUUUCAUCCAGCUAGCCCAUCGUCACUGGGCUCACGGGCCUGAAUAUGGCAUCCCGCACCAAUCUCUCGCGCGUCGUUGGAAAGACGCGUACUCUACCUGGACUCAUGAAUCAACCUACCACAUCACUGAAAAGGGCAACGUCCUAAUGCGAGUCCGCUCGCAACAUUACGUAGAAGGUGGAAUGACUGAUGCUGCAAAGCGACUGUUGCUCUUCAGUCGCGCCGACUACACACCCUACUUCAGCGUGUGCUCCCAUUGGAAACAUGGUCUACUGACUUCCAUUCCUAAGUGUGCACUCUCGCACAUUCCGCACGCCCACGAAUCUGAAACCACUGCCAUCGACAAAUUUCGUGAGCGCAAUCUCGGCAGAAAGGCAAAUGGCCUCGUUCCUCUCUGCUCCGUGUGCCGCCCCAUGCGCCGCUGUCCCAAGUGCCCCACCGAAUACCUGUUCGAGCUGAAACUCGUCGAAGACAGGUCUGUUCGCAGCCAUGUUCCUGAACGCUUCAAGCAAGCUCUCAUUGUGACGCGCUGGAGCGACCUGGGCCCUGCACGUAGCCCGGACGACGCGCAGUGGAGUGCUAUCACAGGGGAUAACGAUGAAUUUGAUAGUUUUGCCGAGAUUGGGAGGAGGGCUGUGAGCGGUGUGUUUGAGAGUGCCUUCACUGAUACAAUCCCCGGUCAGCGCAUCGUGAGUAUGAAUCCAGAGAGUGUCACGGCCAACGAAGAGGGUGGGAACUGGUACUAA
Molecule: messenger RNA, 1740 nt
Organism: Pyrenophora tritici-repentis Pt-1C-BFP
Lineage: Eukaryota; Fungi; Ascomycota; Dothideomycetes; Pleosporales; Pleosporaceae
Source: RefSeq, a predicted model, not a curated record